GCGCGGCUCGACCUCGUCGUCAGCUGGCCGGGGCUACUUGCGCUGCUCUGGGCGAGCGCGACCGCGCGCUCGCCCAGAGAGUCGGGCUGGGCACUGCGCGCCAUCGGCCACGAGGCUCGCGACGCGGAGAAGCGCAUGAAAGACCGGUACCGCGAGGUGGUCGUCCCGCUCGCGGUCGAGACUGAGGGCGGGUCCGGGCCUGCCGCGCAGAGACUCGUCGCGGACAUUGCCGCCCAAGCCCAGCGCAUUGCUGUCUUCCCUGGCGAGGACUUCGCGCAGCAGGUAUCCGCGAGGGCCCCCGCCGCCCUCGCGUCGCGCCGGGGCGAGCUGGUGCUGGCGGCUGCGCAGGACGCCGACGCGGGG
This is a messenger RNA of Prorocentrum cordatum, 363 nucleotides long. The record is from the annotation of a GenBank genome assembly. Lineage: Eukaryota; Dinophyceae; Prorocentrales; Prorocentraceae.